UGCCUUCUUCCCCUUCUCCACGCAAGUCUGUAGCACGUAACAACUGGUAUCAGAGGAGUCCGUUCCUCCGCGAUCGCCGAUCUGGAACCCGCCGCCAACCACGACUACUUCACGAGGCUCCAGCGACGUAAGGGUACCAUGGAUCCCUCGUCCAAGCUCCUGCUCGAGGAGAUCGAUAAGAAGCUGGUGGCGAUGGACCUCAAGUGGGAGCAGCGGUUCGGAGACUUCAACCGCGCUAAGGAGGAUCGCCUGACGGCCCUGGAGAACUCGUGCGCCGAGUUCGACAAUUGGCGUCCCAAGGUCGACGCCGCCAUGGAAGAUGUCAAGCUGGAGCUCCACAAGAUGAACAAGCAGUGGGAUCACGCAGCGCGGUAUAUGGCGGGGGCGGAUUCUGGCAUCCUCGGCAAGCCGGAUCCACUGCUUGAUCCUCGACAGCAAGCUCCGACUCAUGACGGCCCCAUUGGGCACCGCGAUGAAUCACGCCACCGGGAGCAGGGGUAUGGGUCGGUGACCUUCACCCCUGGCCCGGUCAAGGGUAUGCAUCAUGUGCCCCAUCUACCGCCUUCUCCUCGUUAUCAUGGUCCUGUGUUUGAUCAUAUGGGUAGUCGCACACGAAAUUCUGAUAUGCCAAUGAGCUCUCUGGGCAAGUUACCAAAAUUGCCAUUCCCUAUUUUUGACGGGGAUAAUCCACGUUUGUGGAUCUAUCGCUGUGAGAGUUACUUCGACAUGUACGAAGUCGAACCCGAAGCCUGGGUGAAGGUGGCUUCCAUGUACCUCGCGCCACAUGUAGCAUGCUGGUUCCAGUCUGUUGAGCGCAAACAACCCCGAUUGUCUUGGCCGCUGCUCUGCAGAUUACUACACGAGCGGUUCGGUCGAGACCAGUACCAGUCAUUGUUGCGGCAGCUGUUUCGUAUCCAUCAGCAGAGUAGCGUAACUGAUUACCAGGAUCGUUUUGUCACAUUAGUUGAUCAGUUGGCUGUUUAUGAGUCAGUGCCAGAUCCCUUGUUUUUUGCUACUCGCUUUGUAGAUGGUCUACGUACCGACAUUAGAGCAGUGGUUAUGCUUCAACGUCCUCUGGACUUGGACUCCGCAUGUUCCUUGGCUUUGUUGCAGGAAGAGGUGGCGCUGCCGUCGGGACGACAUGAACAUCGCAAGGAAGCUUAUCAGCCCUGGCUGAAGUCGGCUACAGCAAGUGCCCGACCAAUGCAACUACCCCCUCCACCCACAUCUUCUCUUCAUAAACCAGAAUCUUAUCAGAAGAAAAGAGAUGGUGUUCCUUCGUCUGUGGAUGGCAAAUUGGCUGCACUCAAAGCUUAUCGACGUGCUCGUGGUCUAUGUGAUAGGUGUGCUGAGAAGUGGCAUCGUGGACAUACUUGUAACGCAACUGUGCAGCUGCAUGCAUUACAGGAGGUGUGGGAAUUGCUGUCAGAAAAUUCAGGGGAGGACUCAUCAAUUCAUGAACAGACACUCGAGGAACCUAUUAUUAUGGCUAUUUCUGCUGAAGCUGUGACAGGGUCUUCUGCAAAAAGAUCCAUGAGAUUUCUGGGAAGCAUGCUUGGAAAGGACAUCCUGAUUUUGGUUGAUUCUGGCAGUACACAUUCCUUCAUUAAUCAGUCAACUGUUCAGCAUCACACUAUUGUUCCAGUAGCUGCAACUCCUUUCAGAGUCCAAGUGGCAAAUGGUGGACUGCUAUCCUGUGACAAGAUGAUACCUCAUGCAGUUUGGAGCAUCCAAGGGUGUGAAUUCUCUCAAGAUUUGAGGGUGUUGCCUCUGCCAAAGUUUGAUCUCAUUUUGGGAAUGGAUUGGUUAGAAUUUUACAGUCCCAUGGAGGUACAUUGGCAACACAGAUGGUUGUGUAUUCCCUACCACGACAGACAAGUGGUGCUUUAUGGUUGUGCUGCACAAGCAACUGACAUUCUUUUGCAUAUUACACCAGUUAUGUCUUUCGUGCUUGAUACCCCACCUGAAGCUGUGCACCCUGCAGUGUCUGCUAUAUUAUCUCAGUUCCACCAAGUUUUUGCACAACCAAGUUCUCUUCCUCCUGUCAGGGCAUGUGACCAUGCAAUUCCCUUGGUACCUGGUGCGACUCCAGUCAAUAUCCGGCCCUAUCGAUAUUCCCCAUCGUUGAAGGAUGAGAUUGAGCAACAUAUUGUGAAGAUGCUUCAAAAUGGUAUUAUAAGACCUAGCUCCUCUGAGUUUUCUUCCCCGGUGUUGUUAGUAAGAAAGAAAGAUGGCAGUUUCAGGUUUUGUGUAGAUUAUCGUUACCUCAAUGCCUUGACUAUCAAAUGGAAGUUUCCCAUUCCUGUCUUUGACUAGUUAAUGGAUGAACUCGCUGGGGCAUCAUGGUUUUCCACACUGGAUCUCUUGUCAGGGUACCACCAAGUAAGGUUGAAGCCUGGAGAAGAAUUCAAAACGGCUUUCCAAACUCAUCAUGGGCAGUACGAAUUUUUGGUCAUGGCUUUCGGUUUAUGUGGAGCUCCAGGCACCUUCCAGAGUGCUAUGAACACUACACUGGCACCAUUACUCAGAAAAUGUGUUAUAGUGUUCUUUGAUGACAUAUUAAUUUAUAGUGCCACUUUGGAUGACCACUUAGACCACUUGCAACAGGUGUUAACUCUCCUCCAGCAAGACACUUGGUUUGUCAAAAUGUCUAAGUGCAAAUUUGCCCAACGCAAAAUUUCUUACCUCGGACAUGUAAUAAGUGAGGAAGGGGUGGCCACCGAUGAAGCAAAAGUUGAGGCUGUGUUGUCCUGGCCCAUACCAAACAAUGCCAAAGACUUGAGAAGCUUUCUCGGUCUUGCAGGAUAUUAUCGCAAGUUUGUGAAACAUUUUGCCAUUAUUGCAAGACCCCUGCACAAUCUAUUGAAAAAAGGAGCUCUCUUUGUGUGGACUCAAGAUCAUCAGCUUGUGUUCUCUACUUUGAAACAAGCUCUCGUUUCAGCACCUGUCUUGGCAUUACCAAAUUUUGCUAAACCGUUUUGCUUGGAAACCGAUGCCUGUAAAAAUGGUGUGGGUGCUGUCUUGAUGCAGGAGGGUCAUCCACUAGCGUUUCACAGUAAACCUUUGGGCACCAAAACACAAGGUCUCUCAACAUAUGAGAAAGAAUAUCUAGCCAUUCUGAUGGCUGUCGACCAGUGGCGCCAUUAUCUGUUACAUGCCGAAUUCAUUAUCUUCACAGAUCAAAAAAGCUUGAUCCACUUAAGUGACCAGAGGUUGAACACUCCAUGGCAGCAGAAGGUAUUUACAAAGUUACUCGGCAUGCAGUACAAGAUAGUAUACAAACAAGGUUCCGACAAUAGGGUUGCUGAUGCCCUAUCUAGAAGAGCGCAUGAUAUCCCUACGGUUCUGGCCAUUUCUGUCUGUUCUCCACAAUGGUGCCAAAACAUUAUCGAUGGCUAUCUGCAGGAUGAAGAAGCUAAACAGCUUCUAGCCAAACUGAUAGUAGAUGGUUCAUCAGUUCCUCACUUUUCGUUACAGGAUGGUAUUAUCAAAUUCAACAACAAGAUUUGGGUGGGCAACAACCGGCCAAUGCAUCAAGCCAUCUUGGAGGCCAUGCACAGUUCUGCUGUAGGUGGGCACUCUGGUUUCCCUGUCACGUAUCACAAGCUGAAGCAGCUGUUUGCCUGGUCCGGUAUGAGGAAGUUUGCUAAACAUUUUGUGGCUUCGUGCUCCGUGUGUCAGCAGUCCAAGCCGGAGAGGGUCAAGUACCCUGGACUCUUGCAGCCUCUGUCUGUACCCGCUGGCGCUUGGCAGACAGUUACACUGGAUUUUGUGGAGGGACUUCCAAAUUCAGGCAACAAAAACUGUGUAAUGGUAGUGGUCAACAAGUUUUCGAAGUUCAGUCACUUUAUUGCCCUCAAACACCCUUUUUCAGCACUGGUGGUGGCUAAACACUUUAUGCAGCAUAUAUAUAAGCUCCAUGGCAUGCCAACAGCAAUUGUCUCUGACCGUGACCGCAUAUUCACUAGCCAAUUGUGGCAAGCUUUAUUCAAGCUAGCUGAUGUGAAGCUUCACAUGAGCUCCUCCUACCACCCACAAACAGACGGGCAAACAGAGCGCGUUAACCAAUGUAUGGAGACCUUCCUCCGUUGCUUUGUCAACGCGUGUCCCAGCAAGUGGAUCGAUUGGCUUUACCUGGCAGAGUUCUGGUACAACUCCUGCAAGCACGAAGCACUGGGUCUUUCCCCCUUUGAAGUGUUAUAUGGUUAUUCGCCGAAACCAUUCGGUUUGAAUGCUGUUGAUAACUCUCAAAAUCCUUCCCUGGAUGAGUGGCUGCAAGACAAGGCUGUCAUAACAACCUUGGUUCAGCAACACCUGCACCGUGCUCAGUUACGUAUGAAGGCCCAGGCUGAUAAAAACAGGUCUGAAAGAGUUUUUGCUGUGGGGGAUCAAGUAUACCUGCGUUUACAGCCAUAUAUCCAGUCUUCCCUUGCUCCCAGAUCGAACCAAAAACUUGCUUUUCGGUAUUUUGGGCCCUUCACUGUUCUCAACAAAGUGGGUUCGGUUGCUUACAAAUUGGAUUUACCUGCUUCGUCUAAAAUACAUCCCAUUUUCCAUGUUUCUCAACUAAAGAAGGCUAUCUCUCCGACUGUUACAGUCGCUCAGCUACCUCAGUCCCUAGAAGGUUUGCAGGUACCUGACAAAAUUUUACAACGUCGUCUGAACUCUGCAGGGUUGUCUCAAUUGCUCAUCCAGUGGUCAGGCAUGCCUACUUUGUUGGCCACCUGGGAAGAUGAACUGUUAUUGCGCCAGAAAUUUCCAUAUGCUCCUGCUUGGGGGCAAGCAGCCUUUCAUCGCCGGGGGAUUGUUACAGACACUACCUAGGUUCGUGUGGUGGAAAGCAGAUCAGCGUCUGAAGAAGGCGGUAUUCAGGGACCGAAGUCAGUCCAGCCAAGCAGCAACAAGGAGCACCGGUUGUCAAAACGCGUCAGGAAGCCCAAUGUCCGUGUUUCAGGCCCAGAAUGGAGUAUGUAAGGUGUUACGUGUGUGUGCGUGAGGCUGGAUACUUAAGCCGCGCAAGUGGCGUGGUGUAAUCAUCUUGGACAAGAAAUUCCUAAAUGAAACUCUGAGCCGCCGGCUCUCUACCCUACCUGCUCCUCCUCUUCCUGCCUUCUUCCCCUUCUCCACGCAAGUCUGUAGCACGUAACACACCGAUGGCCGCACCAAAUCACAGCCCGCACCUUUUUUUUCUCUCUCUGGCAGCGUUCAGCACAAGUGGUGAUUGGGGUCUAUUCUUCUCGACGUAGCGGCUUCCCUUUUCUCUCCGGUGAUGGCGUGCGCAAGGGGGCGCGGCGGCAACAAGCCCUAUAAUGCCAGGGCAACGGCAGGUCCUGAAAUAUCUCAACCGAAUCCCCUCAGUUGGCCGAACUCAUCGGUCCCACGUCGAGAGUUCUGCGGUGGGGAAGAGGAACAGGAGCUACGGCGGUCCCACACGGAUGGAGCAGGGCUGGCAUGCGGGGCCCGGCCCACCAGUCAGCCAAACAAAUGCGGCCAGCGGAGGAAUGAGCGAUGGCCCACAUGCCAGUGUCUGAUGUCCAUGCCGUGGAGGAUGGCGCAGGUGUUGAGUGGCCGACACGGUGGAUCCCAAAGACCAGUGGUCGGACCCAGGAUGGUAACGCGGAUGGAAGAUGGGCCACGCGGGAGAAGGGCUAAAUGGGCCGAGUGGGAUUGGGUCCAGACAACGUUUCUUUUUUUUCUUCUUUAUUUUUCUCCUUUCUUCUUUAUUUUGAAAUCCAAAUUUUUGGAUUUCAAAUUUUGUGAUGAAUUUGUACUCAACUAUUUGAAGGUAUGAUUCAAACAUGCCAUGGUGAAAUGAAUUUAUUUCUCUAA
This is a messenger RNA of Zea mays, 5829 nucleotides long. RefSeq lists its product as uncharacterized. The record is from RefSeq and is marked validated. Gene Ontology annotation, biological process: DNA integration. NCBI's taxonomy places the organism in Eukaryota, Viridiplantae, Streptophyta, Magnoliopsida, Poales, Poaceae. The transcript has a single exon. The coding region runs from base 2320 to 4824 and encodes 834 amino acids. Gene Ontology annotation, molecular function: nucleic acid binding.